Messenger RNA from Neoarius graeffei (lesser salmon catfish), 5221 nucleotides. It is a transcript of the gene cc2d2a, whose product is annotated as coiled-coil and C2 domain containing 2A. The transcript has 39 exons. NCBI's taxonomy places the organism in Eukaryota, Metazoa, Chordata, Actinopteri, Siluriformes, Ariidae. Gene Ontology annotation, cellular component: ciliary transition zone. Gene Ontology annotation, biological process: protein localization to ciliary transition zone; non-motile cilium assembly. Bases 128 to 5149 code for a protein of 1673 amino acids. The record is from RefSeq and is a predicted model, not a curated record.
GUUUUUCUCCGUUACCAAGCAGCGAAGAGACAUGAUGACGAAAGCAUGGACUACUCUGACAGUCAAGCUUCUCAAGAAUUAUAAUAAAGUAUAAUAUUUGAAGGUCUUCCUUGGAAUUUCCUUCAUUAUGUCAACUUCCAGUGAUAUCCGGGAGAAGCUGCGCAAGAAACGGCGGGCGCUGCAAGAAUCUUUAGUGAAAGUGAAGGAUGACAGGCAGGCUCUGGUUCCCCCCGACUCUGGCACCACUCAGGAGAACGAUCACACCAUGGUGGAGGAGCUGGCGGGCAGAGAGGAGGACCCGGGUGAAACCCUACGGCACUCGCUGAAAGCACGGAGAAUAAAGAAGAAAAAAAAGCUGUUGAAAGAGAUGGCAGUGGAAGUUCCUCCAGAGGACGAAGUGGUGGAGGAGGUGGUCACAGUUGUGCAGGAACUGCAGGAGGAGCGUGUAGAAGACAUGUGCGCAGAAGGAGGUCAUUUGGCUCGAGUACACAGAGACCUUCCUCCUCUCCCAGUUUCGAGGCCCGACUCCAGCCUUUCAGAGAGCUCUGUGAGGCAGCGUAUGAGGGAGAAGCUGAGAGAAGCCAGGUCCAAAACUGCGAGUCUGUUGGAGCAGGAGGCUUCGCUGCAGCCGGCCAGUCGUCUGAAGAGCCUCCGAGACAGAGUGACACUGACCAGAUUCGACCAGUCAGAUGACGUUCUCAGCCAGGGCGGAGCUUCCAUCGCUGCCAGGGUGAAAUUCCGGGAUGCAGCUAGACGUGUCAACAGAGACAAAAGGACAGAAAGCGGUUUGCCCACCGCUGAGGAAGCGUACAACUUCUUCACCUUCAGCUUUGACCCUGAACCUGAACCUGAAGAACAUCAACCCAAAGUCGAAAAAAAGAAAGAAGCGAAGGAACAGGAAGCUGGAAGAGGUGAGGAACAGGAGGAGGAGGAGGAGGAGGAGGAAGAAGCUGAGAAGGAAGGCGAGCAGGAAGGAGAGGAGACCACAGAGAGGGAUGAAGAGGCCCUGCUGGUCAGAGAUGAAGAAGAGGAUCUGUUUGUUAUUCAGUCGGCGCAGGAUUUCCUGGAAGUCAAGAAGGCUGAGUAUGUCGAGUACAGCAGCCGCAUACAAAGAGAGAAUGAGCUUCUCUUCAUCCCCAGUGUGAGACCCGUGCCUGCUUCUAGUAAACUCCCGGAGAACGUACGUCCCCGUUACCUGGAGGAGGAGGGUCUUUACGUAGGAGAGAGACCAUACGUCUCCCUGACCAAUCAGAACAUUCUGGAAAACCGCAUCGUGAAGCAAGAUCAGGGUAUGAAGUGGUUUGGCGAUGAUGGGCGGAUCAUGGCUCUGCCUGAUCCAAUCAAAGAGUCGUCAUCAAGACCGCCUCUUUUCCAUCUGGAGGAGGAGCUAGAUCCAGCACUACAGAUUGUCUACAGAAAGGCGCUGAAAUCUAAGCAUGUCAACCGCUACAUCGUGGGAGUUGGGGACCCAGCCGGAGACUACCAGCUGGACAUUGAUGUAUCCGGGCUCAUAUUCUCCCACCAUCCCCUGUUCAGCAGAGAGCAUGUGCUGGGGGCUCGGCUGGCACAGCUGUACGACCAGCACCUCAGCAGACGGCAAAAAAACUUCACCUGUCUCCUGACAGAUAAGUUGAAUGGGUUGAGAAAAGCGAUUCACAAUAUGCUGGAGCUUCAUGACGGAGAGGGCCUUAGUCUGGUGAGUCAGCAGAGAAUUGUGGAGUACAAAAAGGAAAUAAGGCACACUCGUCAGCUCCGAGACUUAGAGCAAGAGAGAGACCGAACUCUGCUGAAGAGCAUCGUCAAAGUGUGGAAAGAGCUUAAAGCCCUGCGGGAAUUCCAGGGCUUCACCAACACGCCCUACAAACUCUAUAUCAGGAAAGAGGAGGUGGAGCGAGAACAGGAUGAACGAGAACACGAGGCAGAGAUCUUAGCUGAGGUGGCUGAGCUACAGACAGAAGCAACAGAGGAUUAUGAGAGGAAGAUGGUUGAGUACCGAAGACAUCUGGAGGAAUGGAGGUCCUGGAGGAGGAAGCAGAAAGCUGCAAAGAAGAAGCAGAAGAGGAGAAGACAGCAGUCUCCAGGUGAGGAAGAGGAAGAAGAGGAUGAGCACAGUGAGGAAGAGCCGGGAGAGACACGAGUGAAACCAGAACCUCCAGAGAAACCGGACACAGCAAGUUUGGAGCAGCAGGUCCGAGAGAAAGCUGCCAAGAUCCGCAGGAAACCUGGAGAAUCGGUUUUGGUUCCAGAACUUACCGUCUCCUUUCCGGUCACACCUAAUGAGCAGUGUCCACGAGGUGAAUUUGCACGGAGGGAGGAUGUAGCAAAGCGCUCUCUCUUCAUCAAAGUGCUGUACAACGGCAAAGAAGUUUCCAGAACAGACAGUCGCUCACUCGGUAUGGACUUCCGAGUUCACUUCGGCCAGAUGUUCAACCUGAAGAUCGUGAACUGGCCCGAAAGCAUCAAACUGCAGAUAUAUGAGAGCGCCGGAUCAUCCACCAAUCUGUUAGCCGAGGUGUGUGCACCGAUUCCGGAAACUUCCAUCUUAACAGGAAGUGCCUCGUCUGAAGAGAUGGAGUUCAGCAGCAACCAGAGGGUCGCGUUUAACCAUGAGGGCGUUGGCAGUGACGUGCCAUUUUCGUUCAUGGCUGAUGGCAGUAACAAGCAGACGCUGCUGACCUCAGGGAAGCUGUCCUGCUGUGUGUCAUGGGCUGUAGGAGAAGAUGACCUGCCCCUGGCUCCGCCCUCUGGGCAGCCCGGUGCAGGUAUACACAGUGGUCUGAGGCAGAUGGAUGCUAUAGCGUGCAUCGGGGCGUCUGGACUAAACGACAUGAAGAAACUGGGGAAAUGGGCAGCCGAAUCUCGCCUUGACCCCAACGACCCCAACAACUCCUCCAUAAUGCAGCUGCUCUCAGUGGCGAGCGGCGGGGAGAUAGCGGUCCCGGAUUAUUUCCGACUGGAACAGCUGCAGGAGGAGUUUAACUUCGUGUCUGAUGAGGAGCUGGAGCGCUCACGCCGCUUUCGUUUGCUCAGGCUGAGGAGCCAGGAGGUGGCAGAGUUUCGCCAUUUUAAAUCUGUGCCUUCCACUGAACGGGAGAUCUCGGAGAAAGUGUUUGAGGAUUAUGAACGCAGGCUGAAGGAAGGAGAGAUGGUCGACACCAAAGAGCACAUGGAUGCACACAGAGCUCUGGUGGCCAAGUAUUUACAGAAAGUGCAGGAAUCCGUCAUUAAUCGCUUCCUCAUAGCGAAGCGUCAUUAUGUUCUGUCGGAUGUGAUAGUAGAAGAGGAGGUACCAAGCAUCGGAAUUUUAGGCCUGAACCUGUUCAAGCUGGCCGAGCCCAAGCGUCCUCUGAAGCCUCGGAGAAAAGAGAGGAAGAAAGUGACGGCUCAGAACCUUUCAGAUGGAGACAUCAAACUGCUGCUGAACAUCAUCAGAGGCUACGACAUCCCCGUCCGUAAACCUCACACCAGCAAACCUGCAGUGGCAUCUAAGAGCACUCGCUCUUACGCUGAGCCAUUUACAUCAGCUCAGUCCUCUCAGACUGCACUUCAGGGUGGCGAGUGGCCCCUCGGCCAGCCCCAGAUCCGGCCCUAUGUUGAGGUCUCUUUUCAACGUACGGUAUUGCAGACCUCUACAGCCGAGGGUCCGAACCCCUGCUGGAAUGAAGAACUGGUGCUACCAUUCAGUGCUCCAAACGGAGAUUACAGCACGCCCAGCCUGCAGGCUGUCCGUGACGAGGUCUUCAUCAGCAUCUUUGACGAGGUCCUGUAUGACGUUGUCGAGGAACAGCGAGAAAGAGGAAGCAGUGUUCACACACGCAUUGAGCGGCAUUGGCUGGGUACCAUCAAAAUUCCAUUCAGCACAAUCUACGCGCAGUCACGAAUUGACGGGACUUUUAAGGUUGCCACGCCCCCAGUGUUGCUAGGCUACAGUAAAGAGCGGAGCCUAGGCACCGAGGGCGGCUAUGACACAGUUCGGAGUCUAAGCGAAGGCACCUUCCUCACCCUCUUCAUCACCAUCGAACCACAGCUGGUGCCUGGAGACACUGUCAGAGAAAAGUUUGAUACGCAGGAAGUAGAGCGUUUGCUGUUGGCAUGCGAGAGCUUCGAGAAGGACGCAGCGAAGAGGUUCCUGGAUCGACCCUGUCUCACCACCGUGGUGGAUAUGAACGGCAAAACCGUCUUCAUCACACGCUUCAUCCGACCCCUCAGCCCUCCACAGGAGCUGCUGGAUGCUUUUCCCAACAACCUACAAGAGGCCACAGAGCUGGUCGCUCGAUACGUGUCUCUCAUUCCUUUUCUACCGGACAGCGUGUCUUUCUCUGGCGUCUGUGAUUUAUGGAGCACCUGUGAUCAAUUCCUGAUGCUGUUAGCGGGAGAUGAGGAGGAACACGCUGUUCUGCUUUGCAAUUACUUCCUGUCCAUGGGCAAAAAGGCAUGGCUCAUCAUAGGAACCGCCAUCCCUGAGGGCCCCACAGCAUACGUUCUCACCCAAGAACACAACCGCUACGUGAUCUGGAACCCCAGUACGGGUCAGUAUUAUGGACAAUACGACACGUUCUGCCCUCUACAGACUGUCGGCUGCCUGGUCAACGCAGAUAAUGUGUGGUUUAAUAUUCAGACAUACGCUACUCCAAUGAGGAUGGGGUUUGAUGUCACCAAACCGAAGUGCUGGAAGCCGUUCUUCUCCAGAGCGUUCCCUGACCCCGGCCUCUCCAGUGUACAGCCUGAGGAGCUGGUGUAUAGACGGACAGACAAGGCAGCUGCAGCAGAGUUACAGGACAGGAUAGAAAAGGUGCUGAGGGAGAAGAUCAUGGAAUGGCGCCCGAGACACCCGACUCGCUGGAACCGGUACUGCACAUCCACAUUACGUCAUUUCCUGCCCAAGCUGGAACGGAGCGGAGGCCGUGAGGUCGCAGAGGAGCAUCGACUUGAGCUGCAAAGCCUGCUGGGAGAUUACAGAAUCUCCGGCUUUCCCCUGCACCUUCCGUUCUCUGAGAUUCAGCCGAUCGUCGAAGCCGUGCACAGCACAGGCGUCCAUAGCGUGGAGGCUCCUAAUGUGGAGUUUGCGCUGGCCGUGUACGUUCACCCUUACCCCAGUAAUGUACUCUCCGUGUGGGUUUAUAUCGCCUCGCUAGUCCGCACACGCUAGCUUUCCCUGUGCUACCCAGAGUAAUGCAUGGCGAUUAUUUCAGAAUUGAAUAAAUACGAGUAUUGAACAUUU